AUGGAAAAUUUUAAUCAAACAUCAACUGAUUUCAUCUUAUUGGGGUUGUUCUCCCCUUCAAGAAUUGGCCUGUUUCUCUUUAUCCUCAUUGUUCUCAUUUUCCUAAUGGCUCUAUUUGGCAACCUCUCCAUGAUUCUCCUCAUCUUUCUGGACAAUCAUCUUCACAAACCCAUGUAUUUUUUACUUAGUCAGCUCUCCCUAAUUGAUUUAAGUUACAUCUCUACCAUUGUCCCAAAAAUGGCUUAUAACUUUCUUUUUGGAAACAAGUCUAUCUCCUUCAUCGGAUGUGCGAUUCAGAUCUUCUUCUUCUUGACUUUAGCAGGUGCAGAAACACUACUCUUGGCAUGUAUGGCUUAUGAUCGUUAUGUGGCCAUUUGCUUUCCUCUCCACUAUCCAGUCAGAAUCAGCAGAAGAGUGUGUAUGCUUAUGAUAAUAGUAUCUUGGGUAAUGGGCUCUAUCAACUCCUGUGCCCACACCACAUAUGCCCUUCAGAUCCCUUAUUGCCGAUCCAGGGAUAUCAAUCAUUUCUUCUGUGAUGUCCCAGCCAUGCUGACUCUGGCCUGCAUGGACACCUGGAUCUAUGAAUAUACAGUGUUUGUGAGCACCAUCCUCUUCCUUUUGUUGCCUUUCCUUGCUAUUGCCUGUUCAUAUGGCCGUGUUCUCCUUGCUGUCUAUCGCAUGAACUCAGCAGAAGGGAAGAAGAAGGCCUAUUCAACCUGCAGCACCCAUUUCACUGUGGUUACUCUCUACUAUGUGCCCUUUGUUUACAAUUAUCUACGCCCAAGGAGUCUCAGAUCUCCCACAGAGGACAAGGUUCUGGCUGUCUUCUAUACUAUCCUGACCCCAAUGCUCAAUCCUGUUAUCUAUAGCCUGAAAAACAAGGAGGUGAUGGGGGCCCUGAGAAGAGUAACUCAGAGAAUCUGCUCUGUGAAAAUGUAG
Molecule: messenger RNA, 939 nt
Organism: Hippopotamus amphibius kiboko
Lineage: Eukaryota; Metazoa; Chordata; Mammalia; Artiodactyla; Hippopotamidae
Product: olfactory receptor 2L3-like
Exons: 1
Coding region: 1-939 (312 amino acids)
Biological process (GO): G protein-coupled receptor signaling pathway
Cellular component (GO): membrane
Molecular function (GO): G protein-coupled receptor activity; olfactory receptor activity
Source: RefSeq, a predicted model, not a curated record